CUAAAUUGGUGUUAUUUGAAUAUUUAUUUCAUAUUUCAUCCCAUUCUGUAAUGGAUUAAAUAUUUUGUAAACUUUUAUAAAAUAUUUGGUUGUAUAAGGGCAGAUUAUCUGGAUUUGGUCAUUUGAAUUGAUUUCAGAGAUUAUUUACUGUGAUAAGGAAGGCUGAUCACAUCAGGGAAUAAUAAUUAUUUGCUUCCCACCGGAACUACUUUCUAAUGCCUCUCGCAUGUUGGCGGCCAUUGCAGGCCUACGGAUAUUCAAAGCGAAAGAUUAUUGAAGUCUCAUUCGCAUAAAUAGAUCCUUAUUGAUAGGUGAGAGUACAACAUUAAGUAAUUGGAAACUACAAAUAAAGGCAAUGGCACAGUUGCCUAUUCGCUUUCAGGAGCAUCUACAGCUCCAAAAUGUGGGCAUCAAUGCGGCAAACAUUGGGUUUAGUACGCUUACGAUGGAGUCGGACAAGUAUAUCUGCAUACGGGAGAAGGUGGGCGAGCAGGCACAGGUUGUCAUCAUUGACUUGGCCGAUUCGUCAAAUCCGAUCCGACGUCCCAUUUCAGCUGAUUCUGCUGUUAUGAAUCCUGCUAGUAAAGUUAUUGCUUUGAAAGCUGGUAAGACACUUCAGAUUUUCAACAUCGAGAUGAAGAGCAAAAUGAAAGCGCACACCAUGACGGAUGAUGUCACAUUCUGGAAGUGGAUCAAUGUGAACACCAUUGGUAUGGUAACAGACACCGCUGUGUACCAUUGGGGCAUGGAAGGCGACUCGCAGCCGGUCAAGAUGUUUGACAGACACUCCAGUCUAGCUGGCUGUCAGAUUAUUAACUAUAGAACCAAUCAUAACCUCAAGUGGCUCUUGCUUAUUGGCAUAUCUGCACAGCAAAACAGAGUUGUAGGAGCCAUGCAGCUGUAUUCAUCUGAACGUAAAGUCAGUCAGCCAAUAGAAGGUCACGCUGGUUGCUUUGCCGAGUUCAAAUGUGAGGGAAAUGCUGAGCCCUCCACUCUCUUCUCAUUCGCUGUACGAGGGGCUGCUGGUGCCAAGUUGCAUAUCAUUGAAGUAGGAACAGCCCCACAAGGCAACAAGCCAUUUCAGAAGAAAGCUGUAGACGUGUUCUUUCCACCAGAAGCACAAAAUGAUUUCCCCGUUGCAAUGCAGGUGAGCAGUAAACAUGAUGUCAUCUACUUGAUCACAAAGUACGGAUACAUCCACUUGUAUGACUUAGAAACUGGUACUUGUAUCUACAUGAACCGAAUCAGCGGUGAAACAAUCUUCGUCACCGCCCCUCAUGAGCCAACCUCCGGUAUCAUUGGCGUCAACAGGAAAGGCCAGGUGCUGUCGGUCUGUGUGGAAGAGGACAAUAUUGUACCGUAUAUCACGAACACAUUGCAGAAUGCCGAGCUGGCUUUACGCAUGGCUGUACGUAACAACCUUGGUGGCGCUGAUGAGCUGUUUGUCCGUAGAUUCAACACCCUCUUUGCUCAGGGCAAGUUUUCGGAUGCUGCCAAAGUUGCCGCCAAUGCACCCAAGGGAAUAUUGAGAACUCCUCAGACUAUUCAACGAUUCCAGCAGGUACCAGCCCAACCAGGUCAGACAUCGCCACUUCUGCAAUACUUUGGCAUCUUGCUGGACCAAGGCCAGCUAAACAAGUUUGAAUCACUUGAACUGUGCAGACCUGUGCUCCAGCAAGGGCGUAAACAACUCCUUGAAAAAUGGCUUAAAGAGGAUAAGUUGGAAUGCAGUGAGGAACUUGGAGAUUUGGUGAAGACUGGUGAUCCUACACUUGCGUUGUCUGUCUACCUGAGAGCUAAUGUUCCCAACAAAGUGAUCCAAUGUUUUGCCGAGACUGGUCAGUUCCAAAAGAUCGUAUUAUAUGCCAAGAAAGUUGGCUUCACUCCGGAUUACAUCUUCCUGCUUCGUCAAGUGAUGCGCGUCAAUCCAGAGCAGGGCGUCCAAUUUGGACAGAUGCUGGUCCAAGAUGAGGAACCAUUGGCUGAUCUCAAUCAAAUCGUUGAUGUUUUCAUGGAGCAGAACCUGAUCCAGCAGUGUACCUCAUUCCUCUUGGAUGCCCUCAAGAACAAUCGCCCCUCAGAGGGUCACCUUCAGACUAGGCUACUAGAGAUGAAUCUAAUGUCUGCCCCUCAGGUCGCUGAUGCUAUUUUAGGAAAUCAGAUGUUUACUCACUAUGAUCGGGCCCAUGUGGCUCAGCUAUGUGAGAAAGCUGGACUUUUGCAAAGGGCUCUUGAACAUUACACCGAUCUGUAUGACAUUAAACGUGCUGUUGUACAUACUCAUCUGUUGAAUCCUGAAUGGUUGGUCAACUACUUCGGUUCGCUGUCGGUUGAGGACUCGAUUGAAUGCUUAAAGGCCAUGCUGACGGCCAACAUCCGUCAGAAUCUCCAGAUCUGUGUGCAAGUGGCUACCAAAUACCACGAGCAGCUCGGAACAAACUCCCUCAUCGACCUGUUUGAGUCAUUCAAGAGCUUUGAGGGUCUGUUUUACUUUUUGGGAUCUAUUGUCAACUUCAGCCAAGAAGCCGAUGUCCAUUUGAAGUACAUUCAGUCUGCAUGCAAAACUGGCCAGAUAAAGGAAGUAGAACGCAUUUGUCGCGAGAGCAACUGCUAUGACCCAGAACGCGUCAAGAAUUUCCUGAAAGAAGCUAAACUGACAGAUCAGCUGCCAUUGAUCAUCGUCUGCGAUCGAUUUGACUUUGUCCACGACCUUGUCCUUUAUCUAUACCACAACAAUCUACAAAAAUACAUUGAAAUUUAUGUACAAAAGGUAAAUCCAUCUCGUUUACCUGUUGUCAUUGGCGGCUUGUUAGAUGUAGACUGCGCAGAAGAUAUCAUAAAGAGUUUGAUUAUGGUGGUGCGAGGGCAGUUCUCAACCGACGAACUUGUGGAAGAAGUUGAAAAGCGGAACAGACUUAAACUUCUCCUACCAUGGCUGGAGACACGCAUUCAUGAAGGCAGUGUAGAGCCAGCAACUCACAAUGCCUUGGCCAAGAUCUACAUUGACAGUAACAAUAAUCCAGAAAGAUUUUUAAAAGAGAAUCAACAUUAUGAUAGUCGAGUUGUUGGUAGAUACUGCGAGAAACGCGAUCCUCAUUUGGCAUGUGUAGCAUAUGAGCGUGGCCAGUGUGACAUGGAACUCAUCAAAGUAUGUAACGAGAAUUCCCUGUUCAAAAGCGAGAGUCGUUAUCUUGUACACAGACGAGACCUGGAACUGUGGGCUGAAGUUUUGAACCCAGAAAACCAAUACCGACGGCAGUUAAUUGAUCAGGUGGUUCAGACGGCUCUGUCAGAGACUCAAGAUCCUGAUGACAUCAGUGUGACAGUGAAAGCUUUCAUGACCGCAGACUUGCCAAAUGAGCUCAUCGAACUCCUAGAAAAAAUAGUACUGGAGAACUCGGUCUUCAGUGACCAUAGAAAUCUCCAAAAUCUGUUGAUAUUAACAGCAAUUAAGGCAGAUCGUACCCGUGUUAUGGAGUACAUUAAUCGCCUUGACAACUACGAUGCACCAGACAUCGCAAAUAUUGCCAUAGGCAGUGAACUCUAUGAAGAAGCCUUUGCUAUAUUUAAGAAAUUUGAAGUUAACACAUCAGCUAUACAGGUACUCAUUGAGCAUGUCAAUAACUUGGACAGAGCCUACGAGUUUGCCGAACGAUGCAACGAGAAUGCAGUGUGGAGUCAAUUAGCCCGCGCUCAGCUGAACGCAGGCAUGGUAAAAGAGGCUGUCGACUCGUACAUCAAGGCUGAUGAUCCAUCUACCUACACCGAGGUUGUUGAUGCUGCUCAACAGCAUGACAACUGGGAAGACUUGGUACGCUACCUUCAAAUGGCUCGUAAGAAGGCCAGAGAUGUGUUUGUAGAAACUGAGUUGGUAUUUGCCUACGCCAAAACCAAUAGACUCGCUGACUUAGAGGAAUUUAUAUCUGGACCUAAUCAUGCUCAAAUACAACAGGUUGGUGAUAGGUGCUACAAUGAGAAGAUGUUUGAAGCAGCAAAGCUGCUGUAUAACAAUGUGUCCAACUUUGCCCGUCUGGCUUCCACCUUGGUGCACUUGGGCGAGUACCAGGCCGCCGUAGAUGGUGCCAGAAAAGCAAAUAGUACACGUACAUGGAAAGAGGUCUGCUUUGCUUGCGUUGAUGGCGAAGAAUUCAGACUGGCCCAGAUGUGUGGCCUACACAUUGUAGUACAUGCUGAUGAACUAGAAGAACUCAUUAAUUACUACCAAGAUAGAGGUUACUUUGAGGAGCUGAUCUCACUAUUAGAGGCAGCCCUCGGCUUGGAGCGUGCUCACAUGGGUAUGUUUACAGAACUCGCUAUACUCUACUCCAAGUACAAACCAUCCAAGAUGAGAGAGCAUUUAGAACUCUUCUGGUCUAGAGUUAACAUUCCAAAGGUUUUGCGAGCUGCAGAAUAUGCUCAUUUGUGGGCGGAACUUGUGUUCCUGUACGAUAAAUAUGAAGAAUAUGAUAAUGCGAUACUAACAAUGAUGAACCAUCCAACGGAUGCAUGGAGAGAAAGCCACUUUAAAGAUAUCAUCACAAAGGUAGCAAAUAUUGAAUUAUACUACAAAGCAAUUCAUUUCUACUUGGACUAUAAACCGAUGUUACUUAACGACCUCCUUGUUGUGCUAAUUCCACGUAUGGACCACACACGUGCAGUUGGUCUCUUUACAAAAGUUAACCAGCUGACUCUAGCUAAGCCAUACCUUCGGCAAGUACAGAACCACAACAACAAGGCCAUCAACGAUGCCCUUAACAAUCUGCUUAUUGAUGAGGAAGAUUACGAAGGUCUCAGGGCUUCCAUAGAUGCAUUUGACAACUUUGAUAACAUCGCCCUCGCGCAGAAAUUAGAAAAACAUGAGCUAAUUGAGUUCAGGCGAAUCGCCGCUUACUUAUAUAAACGCAAUAACCGUUGGAAGCAAUCCGUAGAAUUGUGCAAGAAAGAUAGACUUUUCAAGGAUGCCAUGCAGUAUGCCCAGGAGUCGCGUGACCAAGACAUCUCAGAGGAGUUGAUUGCUUGGUUCCUGGAAGGCAAAAACUACGAGUGCUUUGCCGCAAGUCUCUUUAACUGUUAUGAUCUUCUACGACCAGAUGUCAUACUGGAACUCGCAUGGAGGCACAACAUCAUGGACUUUGCAAUGCCAUACAUGGUGCAAGUAAUGAGAGAAUAUUUGACCAAGGUGGAUAAAUUAGCAGAAUCUGAAUCACAGCGAAAAGAAGAUGAACAAGCUCAAGAAACACAACCUAUUGUAUAUGGUGAUUCUCAAUUGAUGAUAACAGCAGGUCCGGCUAUGGGAAUGCCGCCAGCUGGUAUGGCAAUGCCACCGGGUGGUAUGGCAAUGCCACCGGGUGGUAUGGCAAUGCCACCAGGUGGCAUGCCACCUCCAGCUGGCUACUACGGAAUUUAAUGUUGGAAGAUAUAAUAUGAAAGAAUAAGGAGUGGAUGUACAUGUAGACAGGUAUACAAGGCUGAGCUUACAGAAAGGAUGAUUGAAUUAGUGAAGAACCUCGUAUAGUGGUGGAACCCCAUGUAAAUGAUUAUAAAAUCUAGAUAUAAAACAUUUGUCUUUAGGGGAUCAUGCACGUUUUCUACUACUAUUCUACUACCCCCCGAUUAUUGUAAUUAUAAAACUGUAAUUUUUUCCCUUUACUUUUUCAUUUAAACAUUUUGAAAUGGGGUGGGUAAUUUUAAACUACACGUAUGUUUUACUGGUUAAACCUAAGGAAAUGUAAUUGUUUACAUCAAAUACAUGAGAGUCUACGCUUAGGUGUUUUUAUGAGAAUUUGACCCGAUUUUUUUGCACAUUUCAUAACCCCUGGUGCACCAGCUAUUAGGUUUUACUACUGUUCUGUUAGUUUUGGUCACAGUUUUUAUUCAUUGUUUAAUAUAAACAAGAUGAUGAUACUAUCCUAUUAUAAUUAUAUGAAUAUUGAGAAGUUUUAUUCCAAAAGGCAUGAUAUUAUUAUGUUAUGUAUAGAUUUAUAUGCUGGUGGGAUGUGAUUUCCCCAGGAAAGGUGAUGGUUAGGUCAGGAUUAUAAAAUGUUUAUAUGAAUGAAUUGAAGAUCUUAAUCAAAGUUAGGAAAUAAUGUUGAAUGUGAACAGAGAUUGUCUGUGCAGUGUAAUGUUAAAUUAGGUCAAUAUAACGAAAUGAACCUGCAAUUAUAUUGAUUAUACUGAUAAUGAUAUUGUUUCUUUUCCGAAGUAAAAAACCGCGAUACAAUUAUAUGAUAUAUUUAGAAUCGGUUUGAGCAACUUAAGAUAGUUACCCUACAUAUUUCUAUUAUAUUUUGCACUCUGGUUUUUGGAUAAUUUUUAAAAGAAUUUAUCCGGAUGCAUAUCCUCCUGUAGUAAUGCUCAAACAUGAAAAAAAAAAGGCAAAAACAAUAUUAGUGGGGGAACACCCCAAACUAAAAAAAAAAAAAGAGAAACGUAUUUGUAAUAGCAAUUGAGUCUGUAGCGGAGAGAUGUUGCUUUAUAUAGUUGAAUUGUCAGUUAUAUUGUAUUCAUGUAGUGUUAUGGCCUUUGUACUGUAUCAAUGUGUAUUUUGAUUGAAUCAGCUAUAUGGGCUGCAGUUAAUCACCAUGUAUUAGUAGAUUUAUUUAGAUAAACGUAUAUUGGCUUUUAGUUCAAUAGGAUGAUGGCAAAUGCUACUCUCUAUUCUUGUUUAAUGGUACAAUUUUCCAACAAAUUAUAAAAACAAAUCUAAGUAAAAUGUGAUGUAUUUGACAAUUCAACCCAAAGUCGUGAAAAUAAUAAUUAAAAAACCAUGGGCCAACCAUAUAAA
Messenger RNA from Anneissia japonica, 6784 nucleotides. RefSeq names its product clathrin heavy chain 1. Gene Ontology annotation, molecular function: clathrin light chain binding; structural molecule activity. Gene Ontology annotation, cellular component: clathrin coat of coated pit; clathrin-coated endocytic vesicle; clathrin coat of trans-Golgi network vesicle. The coding region runs from base 356 to 5407 and encodes 1683 amino acids. NCBI's taxonomy places the organism in Eukaryota, Metazoa, Echinodermata, Crinoidea, Comatulida, Comatulidae. Gene Ontology annotation, biological process: intracellular protein transport; receptor-mediated endocytosis. The record is from RefSeq and is a predicted model, not a curated record. The transcript has 26 exons.